CAGGAAUGCUCGGGGUUGAGUGUUAGCCCGAAAGCUCUGGAAAUUUCCACAAUAUAGUCUUGGAAAACUGCUUGAAGUUCAGCUCGCAGAUAAAAAUGUCUGGUUCGUGAUUUGGCCCGCAUUCCUGAAUUCGCUUCAGAGUCGUUUAUUUAACAUAAAAAAAUCGUUUGUUUUAGAAAACGCAUUCACUUUGCACACUUUAUGUUUAAAAAAUAUCAUACGAGGCAAAUUAUUGACAUUUCUUGGAGAAGUGAAAACUCGCACAAGUCGGUAAAAUAUUGUCUGUGCUGUUUGUUCCACGGUGGUGUUGUUGUUUACGCACGGGUUUGGCUGAGGAUUUUACCGAGACUGAAACCCAGAAGCUGAAGCUUUUCUGCCGAAUCGUGUGUGUCGUGUCGAGCGCGAUGAAAGACGAGUUCACUGAAGAAGAGGACAUCCAGUCGUUUGGAUACAAGAGGUUUGGUUUUCAGGAGGGAACUCAGUGUACUAAGUGCAAGAGUGAGUGGGCGUUGAAGGCUGCUAUAGGCCUGCUCUACAUUCUCUGCAUCUUCCUCACUAUUGCUGUAGCCAUAUUGGGUUACAAAGUGGUUCAGAAAGUGGAUGGUGUUACUAAGGGAAUGCACAAUUAUGAGGGCAAAAUCAAUGCUAUGGAGACAGAUGUAAGAAAGAUAGAUGACGAGUCUGGUAUGAAGUUGAAGAACACUUCCAGUGAGCUGCAGAUGUUUCGUUCUGGGUUAUCAGCGUUGCGUCAAAAGCUAUCUACAGCCUCUGACUCUGUUAACAGCAAUGCUGCUGUCUUGCAGCAGCUCCAAGCCUCAUCGCAAGAUGUGCUUUCGCUGCAGGAAUAUUUGCACUCCCAGCUAAAUGCCCAUGCCAGCGUUCUGCAUUCUGUAAAUGCCACGCUCUUUUCUGUUGCUGCAAACACACCUGUGAUGCAGCAAGACACUGCACGGCUUCAGCACGACUUGCAGACACACAUCAAUGGACAGCGCAUGCUACAGCUUUCCAUUGACCGCCUCAACUUCACUCAAGUGCAGCAGGACACCAUCACAACAGCACUGCAGCAUACAUUGGAAGCAGCAGAUAUGAAUACCCAGAGUGUCUAUAAUGACGUGCUAACUCUACAGCGGGACACAAAGCUAGUGGGCAGCAUUGAGGACUGGAUGAGGGAAAAGAUCCUGAAUCUGGAAAGAGCUGAAUUUAAUGCGUCAGCCCAUGUCCUGGCCACUGCACAGGAACUGGGGGAGGUAAAUACGCAGCUAGCUAGCAUAUCCAGUCAAAUUCUCAACCUUAGCACACUCAACGAUGGUAACGCAGCAAACCUGAGAGAAUUACAGGAACAGCAGCAGGAAUACGGCAGCCGAACAAGCGCUCACUUUGAGCGAGUGGUGGAAAGGCUGAAUGCAGCAGAAGAAAAUGUUGACAGGGUCACGGGGAAUGUGAGCUUUGCAACGUGGAUGCUGGGGGGAGUGAACGGAGGACUCGGUGCUUUGCGGAGCUGCUCGGACACAGUGGGACAACACUCAGAUCUCCUACUGAAUUUAAACAGGACUCUGGCUGAGACACAGGCUGAUGGGUCUGCUCUAAAGGCCAAACAGGAUGAUAUAUCAGCUCGACUAGACAAAGAAGUCAGCAGUCUUUCCAUCAUCAUGGAAGAAAUGAAGCUUGUGGACAGCAAGCACUCCCAGCUCAUCACCAAUUUUACAGUGUUGCAGGGCCCUCCUGGUCCAAGGGGUUCCCGUGGUGAAAAAGGCCCCCCUGGUGCAGUUGGUCCUCCUGGUCAGAAGGGGGAGAGGGGUGCUAAAGGAGUGGCAGGUGUUCUAGGUGCACAGGGAGAAAAAGGAAGCGCUGGCCCUCCUGGUUUUUCAGGUGUUCCAGGCAUGCAGGGGCCUCGUGGAAACCCAGGACCAAAGGGCCCACGAGGGUCAGGAGGCCGUGCAGGACCUCUAGGCACAAAAGGAGAUCCUGGCACACCUGGACUGCCAGGUAGAGAUGGGAUGCCAGGGCCCCUGGGUUCUCAAGGACCACCAGGUAUUCGUGGACCUGUUGGUCCUGUAGGGAACUCAGGACCCAUGGGACCACCAGGGCCUAUGGGACCUCCAGGACCACCAGGGUUGCCAGGCAGAGUUGCACCAGUGCCAGCGAUACCUGUCCCACCAGAAGGUGCUUCACCACUAGUUGCUAUGAGAUCCCUGCCAGGUGGAGUUGGGUGCCCUGCUGACUGGGUAUGGUUCACAAAGAGCUGUUACUUCUUCUCUGCUGAAAAGCUCACUUUUGACAAUGCUCUUCGAAAGUGCAAUGACAUGUCUUCAUCCAUGGUCAUCAUCAAUGAUAAUGAAGAACAGGGUUGGGUACAUCUCCACACAGUUGGUAGAGGCUAUUUCUGGUUGGGAUUGACAGAUCGGCAAAAAGAGAAUGUUUGGCGCUGGGUAGAUGGCUCAGAGCCUACUUUCAAGAAAUGGAGACCUGGUCAGCCUGAUAACUGGAGCCAUGGACAUGAUGAAGGAGAGAACUGUGCAGGCCUUGUUCAUGAAGGCAAGUGGAACGACUUCUACUGCGAUGAGCAGCUAGGUUUCAUCUGCGAGAGAGCAGCAAACAGCUGAAAUCAGUGAAAAUGGAGCAGUGUGGCAACAGUGUGUCCCAGUGAACAGAUAAAUACGGUCAGAUGACCUCGCAACUUGCGUCAGAGACAGAUGACUGUCUUUGACAAGUAGACCUGAUGCAGGUACGACGAAUGAGGAAAGACCAUGUUGUAAAAGUAGUGAGCUGCAGUGUCUGGUACAAGGUGAAUUGUUUCACGUCUGCUGUCCACUCACAUUACAUAAUGGCCUCAUUCCUGGACAGGCAGUUCAUAACCUUUAAGGAGCCAAUAACAUUCAGCUGUGAGCUAAACAGGUGUAAACGAGCAAAUUAUUGUGCAUUUCAGUACUCCAUGGCAUUUUCUACUAUUAUAUGUAUAUAAUAUUGAAUAGUUUUAUUAUACAUUUUUUCCUUGUAUUUUUCAGUGAAUCCUAAUCUGCCAUUUUUUUAUAUAUAUACACAUAUAUAUGCCCCAUUUUGUCCCACUCAUACACGUAAGUUUU
Messenger RNA from Neoarius graeffei (lesser salmon catfish), 3083 nucleotides. RefSeq names its product collectin-12-like. The record is from RefSeq and is a predicted model, not a curated record. The coding region runs from base 405 to 2603 and encodes 732 amino acids. Gene Ontology annotation, molecular function: signaling receptor activity. The transcript has 9 exons. Lineage: Eukaryota; Metazoa; Chordata; Actinopteri; Siluriformes; Ariidae.